Messenger RNA from Equus quagga, 4128 nucleotides. RefSeq names its product formin binding protein 4 (gene FNBP4). Bases 87 to 3152 code for a protein of 1021 amino acids. Lineage: Eukaryota; Metazoa; Chordata; Mammalia; Perissodactyla; Equidae. Gene Ontology annotation, molecular function: protein binding. The transcript is spliced from 17 exons. The record is from RefSeq and is a predicted model, not a curated record.
GUGUAUGAAUAUUGAUUACGCAGCGCCGUGCCGAGCGCCCGCCCCUCUCGGCUGCCCGACGCUCGCGGCUCGCGCUCGGGCUCGCGAUGGGGAAGAAGUCCCGGGCGGUACCCGGCCGCAGGCCCAUCCUGCAGCUCUCUCCGCCGGGGCCCCGGAGCAGCACGCCGGGCCGCGACCCGGAGCCGGAACCCGACGCCGAGCCGGACUCGACGGCGGCGGCGUCCACCCAGCCAGUCCCGGCGGCAGCGCCGCCGAGCACGACGAGCGCGGUGACUACUGCCGCCGCGGCUCCGGACGACUCGCCUUCAGAAGAUGAACAGGAAGUGGUGGUGGAGAUUCCCAGAGUUGUUCAGAAUCCUCCAAAACCAGUCAUGACCGCCAGACCCACAGCCGUGAAAGCAACAGGAGGUCUGUGCUUGCUUGGUGCAUAUGCUGACAGUGAUGACGACGAGAGUGAUGUUUCAGAAAAACCAGCGCAGUCGAAAGAGGCGAAUGGAAACCAGUCAGCCGAUAUUGAUAGUACAUUAGCCAACUUCCUAGCGGAGAUUGAUGCCAUAACAGCUCCUCAGCCAGCAGCUCCUGCAGGAGCCUCUGCUCCACCUCCUACUCCACCCCGACCGGAGCCAAAGGAAUCAGCAUCAUCUGCCCUUGCUUCCACUGCUGCAAAUGGAACAGACUCAGCCCAGGCGUCAGGGUGGCAGUAUGAUACCCAGUGUUCACUGGCAGGAGUUGGAAUUGAGAUGGGAGAUUGGCAAGAAGUCUGGGAUGAGAACACAGGAUGCUAUUAUUAUUGGAACACACAAACAAAUGAAGUGACUUGGGAGUUGCCCCAGUGUCUUGCCACCCAGGUACAGGGAUUACAACAUUACCAGCCCAGUUCUGUAACAGGUGCCGAAGCUAGUUUUGUGGUAAAUACCGACAUUUACACUAAGGAGAAAAAUGUUUCUGUUUCUAGUAGUAAAAGUGGACCAGUCGUACCCAAGCGAGAAGUUAAAAAGGAACUAAAUGAAGGAAUUCAGGCUCUCUCAAAUAAUGAGGAGGAGAAGAAAGGCGUGGCAGCAUCGUUGCUUGCUCCUUUGCUGCCUGAGGGAAUAAAGGAGGAAGAAGAGAGAUGGAGAAGAAAAGUAAUUUGUAAAGAAGCGGAGCCAAUUCCAGAAGUGAAGGAAACAAGUACGACAGUAGAAGAAGCAGCAACAGUCGGAAAGCCCCAGGAGAUGAUGUUGGACAGUUUGGAGGACCCUUCCCAGGAGGACCUGUGCAGUGUUGUUCAGUCUGGAGAGAGUGAAGAGGAAGAGGAGCAAGACACCCUUGAGCUGGAGCUAGUUUUGGAAAGGAAAAAAGCAGAGUUGCGAGCCUUGGAGGAAGGAGAUGGUAGUGUGUCAGGGUCUAGUCCAUGUUCUGAUAUCAGCCAGCCAGCAUCUCAAGAUGGAAUGCGUAGACUUAUGUCUAAAAGAGGGAAAUGGAAGAUGUUUGUUCGAGCUACCAGUCCAGAAUCUACCAGCCGGAGUUCUAGCAAAACUGGACGAGAGACUCCAGAAAAUGGAGAAGCUGCAGUUGGUGCUGAAAAUUCAGAAAAAAUAGAUGAGAAUUCAGACAAAGAGAUGGAAGUAGAAGAAUCCCCAGAGAAGAUAAGAGUACAAACAGCGCCGAAAGUAGAAGAGGAGCAGGAUUUGAAAUUUCAGAUCGGAGAACUGGCAAAUACCCUGACAAGUAAAUUUGAAUUCCUAGGCAUUAAUAGACAGUCCAUCUCCAACUUUCAUGUGCUGCUCUUACAGACUGAGACUCGGAUCGCAGACUGGCGGGAAGGGGCUCUUAAUGGAAACUACCUUAAACGUAAACUUCAGGAUGCAGCAGAACAACUAAAACAGUAUGAAAUAAACGCCACUCCUAAAGGCUGGUCCUGCCACUGGGACAGGGAUCAUAGACGAUAUUUCUAUGUAAACGAACAGUCGGGCGAGUCUCAGUGGGAGUUCCCAGAUGGUGAGGAGGAGGAGGAAGAAAGCCAAGCAGCAGAAAAUAGAGACGAGACUCUUCCUAAACAGACCUUGAAAGACAAAACUGGCGCUGAUUCCAAUUCAACAGAGUCCUCCGAGAAUUCCACAGGUUCUCUUUGUAAAGAGUCCUUUUCUGGCCAAGUUUCUUCUUCAUCACUCAUGCCACUUACUCCGUUCUGGACCCUCCUUCAGUCAAACGUGCCUGUGCUUCAACCUCCAUUACCUUUGGAAAUGCCACCGCCUCCACCUCCACCUCCAGAAUCCCCUCCUCCCCCUCCCCCCCCACCUCCUCCUGUAGAAGACGGUGAGAUCCAGGAGGUAGAGAUGGAGGAUGAGGGAAGUGAGGAGCCUCCUGCCCCGGGAACAGAGGAGGACACUCCAUUGAAACCUUCUGCACAAACCACGGUUGUAACCAGCCAGAGUUCGGGUGAUUCUACUGUCUCUACUUCUCCUUCCGCUAAAGCGAUAAAGAGGAAAGCUACAGAAAUUAGUACUGCAGUAGUUCAGAGAUCAGCUACCAUUGGUAGCUCUCCGGUCCUCUACAGCCAAUCAGCUAUAGCUGCAGGUCACCAGGCGGCAGGGAUUGGACAUCAAUCUGCAGGGAUCGGACACCAGGCAAUAUCAGUUAGCCAUCCAGCCACAGGAAUGGCUCAUCAGGCCAGAGGAAUGAGCCUACAGUCGAAUUACCUAGGAUUGGCAUCAGCUUCUGCACUUAUGAGCUAUGCUGAAUGUUCUGUCCCAAUGGCAGUGACUGCUCCCACGCUGCAGCCAGUCCAGGCCCGAGGUGCUGUGCCUACCACUGCCAUUAUAGAGCCACCACCACCACCUCCUCCUCCUCCUCCUCCACCACCACCACCAGCUCCCAAAGCGCCACCCCCUGAAAAGACGAAAAAAGGAAAGAAAGAUAAGGCAAAGAAGAGUAAAACCAAAAUGCCAUCUCUGGUAAAGAAGUGGCAGAGUAUCCAGCGAGAAUUGGACGAAGAGGAGAACUCUAGUUCGAGUGAAGAGGACCGGGAGUCAACUGCGCAGAAGCGCAUCGAGGAGUGGAAACAGCAGCAGCUGGUCAGUGGCAUGGCAGAGAGAAAUGCAAAUUUUGAAGCCCUCCCUGAGGAUUGGCGAGCAAGACUGAAAAGAAGGAAAAUGGCUCCAAACACAUAGUUUUUUUAAAAAAAAAUUUUUUUAAUUUCUAUUAUUGACUUUUUUUUUAAAUUUAGUUCAGAGUCUUAACUAGUUUUACUGUUGUCAAUAAACUAUAAAUGUUAUGAGGGAGAGCAUAUGAAUUUCCUGGGCAAGAGCAUCCACGUACAAAAUUCGCACAUGCGUGAAACGUAAUUUUUCUGUUUUGUUGAAGGGUGAGGUGACUGAAUGCUUUGACCUGGCUGCCUUUAUCCUUUCUCACACUGGCACACUCAGCAGGGUAUGUUCCUUAACCUCAUCCAGCUGGAACUUGUGGCUCCUAAGUAUGACACCUCUGUAGAGGCCUCGCUGCCCAGUGAUGGAUUUUCCUCCCUAAUAGAGGCUCAUUCAGUUCCUGGUGUGGCGCUCUCUCGUUAACGUCUCCAGAACAAGUGCAAUUAAGAAGGCAGCUCUGUAUUCUUCUACCUGGUUAACUGGGAUCUUGGAAUCUCUGACCUCUUCCUCUAGUCUGCCACCCCUGAAGUGCGGAGGAAUAUUAAGUUGUUUACCCUGUGCUGACAGAUGGCCACACUCUCUGAGAGUAUUGUUUCUCACAAAUUCUAGAACCGAUAGCUCAGUGGUUUCACACACUAGGUGGAGUGGCAUACUUAGAUUUCAAUACAGGCAGCAGCUGGUGUUCAUGUCUUUGAUUUUGAGAACUCCCCCUCACAUAUGUGGCAGUAAAUGUAAUAAGAGCCGCUGUAUGUAUUGAUGUAUCUCCCUUGUCUUACCUUGUUCCAGAAUUCACCUCCCUUAUAUGUGUGAAUGUAUUCUCCAUAAAAAUUCCAGUAUUUAAAAAACAGUUUACUGUUCCGUACUUUGUAUUGUAUCACAAUCAGGUAAAAGUCACUUUAAACUGAAGAAAAGGCAAAUUGUGUUUUAAAGCUCUUUGUAUUUCUCCAGUUUCUGACCUUGUAAAUUUGUAUAUAUGCACUAAUAAAGCUUUUUUUAUACUUCC